UUUGUAAAUUUGUAACCGCUGUGGGUGGGAGCAAAAGUGUAAUAAAAGGACAAACUACACCUGAGAGUGAUUGACUUCACAGUUAGCACAUUGCUCUAUACAAACAAUCAUGCUGGCACCGGUUGUUCUGGCAGUCUGUUUUGCAGUUUUGGCAAGAGGAGCUGUUAUCCCUGGUCGCUCUAAAGAGCCAAAUUGCUCUGAGUACUCCCUGCCCAUUUGUACCCGGGAAUUUAACCCUGUGUGUGGUACCGAUGGAGUCACAUACUCCAAUGAAUGCAUGCUGUGCUUGUUAAAUAUGGAGGAGAAAGUCAACACAUUCAUCUCCAAGAAGGGAAACUGCUGAGACAAAUCCACUCAUUUAUUUUCUGUAUAUGUGACAUGAAGGCUGGAACCACAUGCUGUUUUUUUUUUUUUUUUUUUCUUUUACUGGUUCUUGUCUUGAGAAAUGUGGGUUGUGACCUUUUUAAAACCUUUUAAUCCUUUAGUAAAACCUUGAUAUAGAAGUCA
Cyprinus carpio (common carp) is the source of this 507-nucleotide messenger RNA. Its product is annotated as trypsin inhibitor ClTI-1-like. The record is from RefSeq and is a predicted model, not a curated record. Lineage: Eukaryota; Metazoa; Chordata; Actinopteri; Cypriniformes; Cyprinidae. Gene Ontology annotation, molecular function: protein binding; serine-type endopeptidase inhibitor activity.